AACAUUCCCUCUCAUCUCAUCUCCUCCUAACCCGGCCUGAGCAAAACACUCCAAACUAAACUUUACACGCUUUACAGCUUUCAAACGAAGCGAUGUCAGUUUGAACUCACUUGUGUUUGAGCUACUGACGAAAUAAGCGACACAAGUUAACCUUUUUUUUUUAAUAUCUGUUUAACGUCAAGAUACCACACUGGUAGUAGUGGUUGUUGAUGGACGCUUUCCUCCUUGUGUACUUUGUAGCGAGUACUCUAAACAACUUAUUUCCUGCUCCACCAUCGUCCCUGCAUGUCUGGUAGCAGCAGCCGGCUCUAGCCAAACUCCGGUCGGGGCCAAUCACUUCCCAGGAAAAUGUGACUGCGAGGAAUUCCCCACGCGUCAGCCCCCGUCGGAGAAAACUGCGGCUCCGUGUCAGGGAGGGAGCGCCGGGGCAGGGGGAGGCUCUGUGUGUCCGUCCCGCGGUGAUGUAGCUGUGGUGCCGCUUCUUCUCCAGCUGGCACCGGAGAUCAGCAUGUUUUUCUAACACUGAGGACCGACCCCUCGCUGCCUGUGUGCGGAUGACAACUUCCAGCUAACAGGGUGUUGAUGCACCAGGGACCCAGCCUCUGUGUCACAGAGGUAAGAGGCUGCUCCCACCUGGGCCACAGCACUCCUCUGAAACUUGGCUCGUGGUGUCUCUCUCUCUCUCACUCUCUCGGAGCACCCAGGUCGGAGAACAGGAGGAGGACGACGACAGGGUAACCAUUUUGUGAGGCAUCUCACUGUGCUGAGAAGGAGGUGGAGUAGUCAUAGCCAGGAUAUUUAAGGCUGCUCCCUGCCCUCUGAACUCCAUCGCCAUGACGACUGCAGUGCAGCCCACUGAGCUGGUGUUUGAAUUCGCCAGCAAUGGGAUGGAUGAAAUCAAUCAGGUGUGCAGUUAUCUCAUCCCCAUGUCCGUCACUGAAUCCUGUGGAGCAGGAUUGAUUCUGGACGACCCGUCAGUGUUCCCAGCAGUGAUCGUUGAGCAGGUGCCUACGGCCGAUCUGCUGCAGGUCUACUCGGGCCUGGAUUCGGACGAGGUGCCCAAUGGCAUCAUGGUGGACACCACCCUCCAUGUGGUGGAGGCCCCGUCCAUCUUGGUGGGAGGUGUGGACCUCUCAGAAACAACAGUGUCGGGUGGAGAGGACAGCAUGGAGACGAGCGAAGCUGCAGCAGCUCUUCUUAACAUGGAGUCUCCAAACAACAUUUUGGACGAGAAGCGUAUGAUUCACACCUAUGGCGCUCUGCUGGAGUCGGACCUGACGUACACCCCACUGAGGCCUGACCAGAUGGACAGCAGUGCCCUUGACAUGUCCCUCGACGAGGACACUUCAUCCAUGGAUGAGAUUCCUCAGAAGUGUCCCUUGAAACCUCAGAAAAAAAAUAAAGUGAGGAAGCCGAGGGCGGUGCGUCCCUGCUCCCCAAUCACCACCCCUAACCUGCCACUCAGGAAGAAGAGCAAAGAGGGCAAAGGCAACACCAUCUACCUGUGGGAAUUCCUAUUGGCUCUACUGCAGGAUAAGAACACCUGUCCCAAAUACAUCAAGUGGACCCAGCGGGAGAAAGGCAUCUUUAAGCUUGUCGACUCCAAAGCUGUUUCAAAGCUGUGGGGCAAACACAAGAACAAGCCCGACAUGAACUAUGAGACCAUGGGAAGAGCUCUCAGGUAUUAUUACCAAAGAGGCAUCCUGGCUAAAGUGGAGGGGCAGCGGCUGGUGUACCAGUUCAAGGAGAUGCCAACUGAUCUGGUGGUGAUCGAGGACGAAGACAUGGGCCCCGACGGCAACUCUGGCUACGGUAACCAGAGAUCUAGCAACGGGAGGUCUGCGGCCCGCGGCGGGUCCAAAGGUCACGGGAGAGCUCACGGCCAACACCAAGUCUCAGUGAAGCAAAUGAAGAAGGAGCCUAACGAUGAAUAUCUUUACCAGGAAGCUAAUGGUGGACACAAUGGGCAGUUCCUUCAGUCUGUCCACGUGUUUCAAGCAAAUCACGCCUCGCGCGACCAAGAUCUCACACAAGCUAUGAGGACCAUCACUGCUCCUGGAUCAGUUCCUAUGGUCCUGACGUCUUCUGGCUCUCUCCAGUCUGUUCUGUCCAACGGGGACACCAGUCACUCCUCCCCCCCUCGGGUUAUUCUCCACACCAUGCCCUCCACCACAGCAGGUGGUAAAGAUAUGCUCACCAUUCAAACAGCCUCUCUAGCAGGUGGAGCCAACUGCCUGGAGGACGGCCUCCCACAGCAGCUCCUGGUCUCCAAUCUGUGCUCCUCCGCCGUUUCCAACUCCUCCUCCUGCACUUCCCCUCCAGGAGUCAUUAGUUCCACCGCUUCCAACCUCAACGGCCUCCCGCGCCUGGUCGCCAUCAACACCACCUGCGGGCAGACCAUGGUGGCACAGCAGCCUGGCACAGUAAUUGCCACGGUGCUCAAAUCCAGUGAUCUCUCUGGGCUGCAGGUCAAAGAGGAGAUGCUGGACCCCAGCUACUUUCAGUCGAUGGUGAACGGCGAUCCAUCACUGGCGGCACAUACGUUUGACAAAGAAGAGAUGGAGGUAGGGGAGGCAGAGCUGCAGUACAGGACUGUGAUCAUCGAUACCAGUGGAAACCAGUGCCAGGAAUAUGCAAGUGAAACUAUAAUUAAUGGACAUUACUCCCAGAGCAGCAGCCCUAGUGAAGGCCUGACCCCUGUGGAGGAGCUGGAGGUGCGUGGGGAGAUGUCCCUGCAGCCUGAGCAGGGAAACAAAGGCCUGCAGGAGCUGCCAAUGUCUCUUCAACUGCCUGUAAACUUUAUCCAGAUAAAGGCAGAACCUGCAGAGGUCUAGAGCUGAAGGACUCGAGCACACAAGCUGAACCAAAAACAACAAUUCAAUCCAUUUUGACCACGGACUUUGUUUUAUUUUCCCGACACAAUGAUCAGAGAUCAGAAGUGAGGGAUCUUGCAGCGCUUUGCUCUUCAGCCUCAGGAUUUAUUGUUUACUCACAUAUUUUGUGACCAUGUGCCUAAUUUUAAAAAAAUCUAAUUUUAGUGUUUCGUUUUUUCUAAGAAGUCAGUUGCGAGAUUUGGUAUUAUUAUCUGUAGACAUGAACCCCAGCACACACAGAUAUAGACACAUGCACACCAAACACCUCAACAUCUAGGAGAACAGCCAUUGGAUUAACCAGGGAUUCUGUCUACCAAAUGUGCCAGAUAGUGAUUGUCUUCAUUUCCAUCUCACUGGAUUUGUAUUUUCAAAGAGGAGAACGCAGCAAACCAAAUCCGGGGACUGAAUGCCAAAUGGUGCAAUGAAAUCACAAUUCUAAAAUCACACAGAGUGAAUAUGUGUGUUUUUAAACCCACACUCAACUUUCUUUUCCCACGGCUAAGGGGGUGGAUGAUGUGUCCAGUACGGUGAAAUAAACACACAACUCAGAGUUAUAGCAAAGAGUACCCUACAGGAAGUUAAAAAAAGAAAGAAAGAAAAACAGAUGAAAAAUGGACUAAAUGGCUUUUAAGAGCUUAUAACUCAUUUAUUUUCAUAUAGACAAAAAGUUAUGCAUAUGCUCUCUAUUAAUCCUGGCCUUAAAUCACUGUGUUACUAUGGAAAUGGGCAUUUUUCUUGAGCAACACGGACAGCUCCACAUCAAACCGUUUGCAUCGAGCUGCAGUAUGGAGGCACAGCGAGCAUUGAGAGGCACAAAAAGAGAGGAGGAAAACACCGAUUUUUAUCAGCCGAGGCUCAGAGGUUUAACCCCUGUUUAUAUGAAAUUGAAUAUAUAUGAUAUAUAUAUAUAUAUAUACACACAAUUCAGAUUCAGUUUAUGGCUACAGCAAAUUUAUUUAUUUUCUGAAUGUCUAAAUUCUGUAUAAAAAGAUACAUUUGUCUUCUAUUUACAUGCGUAAACAUGAGGGAAAAUUCAAAGAAUAUGAACAUUAAUGCUAGGAAGCGUACUUGGUUGUUUCUUUUGUAAGACCGAUGUUUUUCAUUUGUACAGCCUCCCAUAUUAUCGGCUUAGCUAUUUUUCAGUGCAGCAUCAUUAUUGCACUGUUAUCUUCUGUUAUUGUAGAUAGCCGCUGUUGUGUGUCUGAUUGAAACAUGUACUGAAUGUGCUUUGGGUUUCCUCUCUUCAGCGGACAUACCUCUCUUCCCUUUUUCAACAGUCAAUCAAUCGAGGCUUCGCAAAUUGUAAGUUCUGUGUGAUUCAUUGUGUCAGAUGUAUCAGUCAAUAUCUCUUUGAAAUCAUAUCAGAAGUUUCUUCAGUUGCUUUGUGCAAAGACAAACCAGUGCUCUUAGUUUCCCUCCUUUCCUAUCAUGUCCUCUUCUCCUUCCCUUCAUCUCCUCUCUCGUCUCCUUCUCUACCUUUGUCUCCUCUCUGGGUCGGUCGAGUCUGUGCCUACUUUAUUGUUUGUCCCACUUUGUUAAGGACCUCCUGUCCGAUUGGCCCUUCAGCUCGGCCCGGGGAUGAAGCCAUAUUGAUCCUGAGUGGUAUCACGGCUAAAUUGGUUGUAUUUUCCACCUGGACCGACGCUGCAGAGUGAGGACAUUCAGACACACUGACCUCCAUCUGCACUGGCACCUGAGGACAGGAGUUAAAGUGCUGCUUCACGGCCCCACAUCAGCCAAAGUGCUCUGCAAAGACACUCUGAAUGUAUAAUUCUUUUUGGACAAUCAAUAAUUACACUGGGUUUCUUUUGCAUUGAAAUCUGUCAGUCUUCAAAUGGGAACUUGCUGCUUUUUUAUUUGCAUUGUAUAUAUACUCUUGUAUCUCCCGGCCUUUUUCCGUAAAGCACUGUUGUCUGUGAGAGGUUGAGGUAUGUCCACUGCUUAUGUUUUGUUGCUUCUUUUGUCUUGGGUUGUCUAUGGCCUCCCUUAUGCUGAAUAUAGAAUAGAUUUUUAAGAAAAAAGUCAAUGUAUUAAUUAAAAACAAAUCCCUGUCACUGAA
Platichthys flesus (European flounder) is the source of this 4932-nucleotide messenger RNA. RefSeq names its product E74-like ETS transcription factor 1 (gene elf1). Gene Ontology annotation, molecular function: sequence-specific DNA binding; DNA-binding transcription factor activity, RNA polymerase II-specific. Lineage: Eukaryota; Metazoa; Chordata; Actinopteri; Pleuronectiformes; Pleuronectidae. The transcript is spliced from 10 exons. Gene Ontology annotation, cellular component: nucleus. Gene Ontology annotation, biological process: regulation of transcription by RNA polymerase II; cell differentiation. The record is from RefSeq and is a predicted model, not a curated record. Bases 834 to 2834 code for a protein of 666 amino acids.